Rhagoletis pomonella (apple maggot) is the source of this 4497-nucleotide messenger RNA. RefSeq lists its product as uncharacterized. The transcript has 2 exons. The annotation marks the transcript as partial. Lineage: Eukaryota; Metazoa; Arthropoda; Insecta; Diptera; Tephritidae. The record is from RefSeq and is a predicted model, not a curated record.
AUGGAGCACAACUGCAAUAAAUGUGUUGAAGUUGACACCGAAAGAAUGGUACAGUGCGACGCUUGCAAUUCGUGGUAUCAUUUUGACUGUGUAGGAGUUGACAGCAAUAUAGCUGAUAUGAGCUGGAGCUGCGAAGUAUGCCGGCGCAAUGUAUCAGCUACAAACGCUAAACCAACAGCUUCAUCAUCGCCAACUACUGAAAAAGGUAAAGGGCACUCGCAACCUGUUCCAUCACUUGAGCCAGCUGUGAAUUCUCAAAUGGAUUCACACGUCAGGGCAUCUACGCUGACCACGGCGGUCCUCACCAUGACAACUACACCUGUUGUCCAAAGCACUGCGACAGCAACAUCAACGAGCUUCAUAAUGUCACAACCACGUGAUACAGGGAGCACGUUUCCAUUGGCGAUGGCGGCAACUUCCUCGCAUUUCAUGCGAGCUGAACCCUACGCAACUUCGAUAGGGCUUGGCGCACUUCCAACGUCAACACAAGCUACAGAUGUCAGGCGUUUCACGACGAUUCCGACGGCGGCAAGGCCACAUGAGUUCGAGACCAGCACUAUUUCUAGUUCAUCAACCUAUACACCACACACAUUCACGGAUGCAGCAUUACGGCAGCAGAUGAGUAUGACAUGCGAGAAGUUUGAUAAGUCCGAAGCACAGCGUAAUCUUCAACUGGAGCGGCUGAAGGAAGAGAUGGAAAUGCAGCAACAGUAUUUGGAUAGUAAAUACAAAAUUCUGUCGCAAUUCAGCGAUGUUCCGUCGAUUUCUGCCCCUAUGUUUAUGCAGAACACGGGACCGUCACAAUCGCAGCUCAUUGCCAGGCAAGCAAUUCCCAAACAGCUUCCAACGUUCAGUGGUGAUCCUGAAGAAUGGCCACUGUUUAUAUCUAACUUUGAAAACAGUACCGCAGUCGCCGGAUACACCGAUGCCGAAAACCUCAUUCGGCUCCAGGCAAGCCUCAAGGGCAAAGCACGCGAAAUGGUAAAAAGCAAACUAUUUUUACCGUCGAUGGUGCCAGAGAUCAUCCAUACAUUGAGGAUGUGUUUCGGUAGACCCGAAUACAUACUUGAGCGCGUUGUAAAUAGAGCGCGCGCAAUGCCUCCUCUGAAGGACAAACUAGAGGGCCUAGUUGACUUCGCUCUCUGCGUAAGAAACAUAUGCAAUACAAUGGAGGGAUGUCAACUGUACAUGCACCUUCACAACCCAUUACUGGUCAAGGAACUGGUUGAUAAACUGCCCAACAACCAUAAACUGGGCUGGGCUCUCCAUCGCAAGGACGAAAAAGUUCCAAUCGUAAAACAAUUUAGCGACUGGAUAUUUUGCCUAGCCGAGGCAGCCAGCACCGUUGUCAACUUAGCAUCAAAUAAGAGUCAUGCCUCGGUUAACACUCAUACCGUCGAAGGGAAUGCAGAACUUUCAAAACAUAAAGACCGCACACCAACUACUAAAGUUUGCUGUGUUUGCAAUAGUCGUGAGCACAAAGUGCCUCAAUGUGAGAUUUUUAAAAAGUUUGCUCUACCCCGCAAAUGGGAGAUAGUGAAAGCUAAUAAUCUUUGCCGUCAAUGUCUUACUCAUCACAGACGCAAAUGUUUCAUCGACAAAGUAUGCGGUAAAGAAGGCUGCAGCAUAAAGCAUCACCCAUUACUGCAUAAGUUCGUCGAGCCUACGGUGGAGCAAGUAAACACUCACAACAGCGGCGAAGCGCGUCCACUGUUUAGAAUUGUGCCUGUCCGCUUGUACUGGGGAGAUAACUUCAUUGAUAUUCACGCAUUUUUAGAUGAAGGUUCGAGUGUCACACUUAUAGAGAGGACAGUUUUCGAUCAACUCGGUGUGAAGGGUGAGCGCGGGCCACUAUGUUUGCGAUGGACAGGGAAUACCACUCGUGUCGAAGAAAACUCCGAGAAAGCAUCACUAGAGAUUUCUAGUCCGACUAGCAGCCAAAAAUACAUGUUAAAAAACAUUCGCGCGAUUGACAGCCUUGGCCUUCCUGAGCAGUCCGUCAAUAUACUUGAAAUGCAAAAUAAGUAUCCGUUUUUGAAGGGACUACCCAUCAAAUCGUACAGCAGCAUAAAGCCUUCACUAUUAAUUGGAGCAGAUAACUGGAAGUUGGCGGUUCCACUCAAAGUAAAAGAGGGGAAUUGGUCUCAACCAAUAGCAUCAAAAACGCGUUUGGGCUGGACGUUGCAGGGGUAUGAGAGCUACCAAGGUGGUAAAUUUAGAUUAAAUGUACAUACGUGCGACUGUCAAAUGAAGUAUGAUGAGCUGCACGAAGUAGUUAAAGACUCCUUCGCACUAGAUUCUCCAAAAUCAAUGGAGGUUAUAUCAGAGGACGACGUAAAGGCAUUUGACAUCUUGAACAGUUCUUCUAAGCAAGUAAACGGUCGUUACGAGGUCGGGCUUUUAUGGCGAAAUCCGACAGAGGCUCUACCAAGCAGUUACUUAAAUGCAUUGCAACGAUUAAAAUGCCUAGAAAAGAAAUUCAUCAAAGAUCCCGUACUUCGAUCUACCAUGCAAGAACAGAUCAACAAUUUAGUCGACAAAGGAUACGCCCAAAAGCUUUCAUUGGCAGAAGCGGCCGUUCCGAGAACCAAAACAUGGCACUUACCAAUUUUCGUCGUUAUGAACCCUAAUAAACCGGGUAAAAUUCGAAUGGUUUGGGACGCGGCAGCGAAAGCAAAUGGUGUGUCACUUAACCAUUUUCUCUUAAGUGGACCCGACUUGCUCAAUCCACUUGUAGACAUCUUGCUGUCAUUCAGAGUUGGCCGAAUAGCCGUAUGUGGUGACAUUGCAGAAAUGUUUCACCGAAUAAGCGUCCGAGAGCAGGAUAUGCAUGCCCAGCGUUUUUUGUGGCGUGACGAGAAUGAUGACUUACAACAACCGAGUAUUUACGUUAUGCGCGCGCUAACUUUUGGCCUCAACUGCGCUCCUUGCAUCGCUGACUUCAUACGUGAUAUGAAUGCAGAUAAGUUUAAACAAAAAUUUCCUCGAGCUGCAGACGCGGUGAAAAAGAAUCACUACGUUGAUGACUUCAUCGACAGUGAAGACGACGAGCAAUCGGCGUUGAAACUAGCAACACAGGUUAGAGAGAUUCAUCGUGCCGCAGGAUUUCACAUACGAGGCUGGUCGUCGAAUUCUAAGGCAGUUCUGGAGCAACUAACCGAUGAUCCUGCAUCUGUGCACAAUGUCGGAGAAUGGGCCUCAACGACAAAAAUACUAGGUAUGUUUUGGGAUCCGAGCAGCGAUAAUUUUAAGUAUGUUUGCAGAUUUACGAGACUUCGUCGUGACGUCAUUAACGAGACAUAUGCGCCGACGAAAAGAGAAAUCCUCCAGGUGCUAAUGUCUAUCUUCGAUCCACUGGGCUUUGUUAGCUGUUACACCAUAGGAUUGAAAAUCCUUCUUCAAGACGUAUGGCGGCCAGGAAUUACCUGGGAUGAUUCUCUGUGCGACGAGCUAUACGAUAAGUGGUGUCGUUGGAAGAAUAUGGUUGCGCUAAUAACGGCGGUCGAAAUACCACGUUGCUACUCUUUGCUUCUAAAACAAGCCGAUCAUGUCGAAUUGCACACAUUCGUCGAUGCUGGCGAAAAGGCAUAUGCUGCGGUGUGUUAUUUGCGUAUAAUAAAGGGUAACGAUAUUUCCACCAUGAUCAUGGCCAGCAAAUCCAAGGUCGCACCGCUCAAGCCGCUGUCGAUUCCAAGACUGGAAUUGCAAGCAGCAGUAAUAGGUAUACGAUUAGCUUCAAUGGUCGCCAAGGUACAACGCAUCGGCAUUAGGUCUUUGUUUUGGUGGACAGACUCGAAAACUGUGCUACGCUGGAUUCGAAUGGACCCGAGAAAAUUACAGCAAUAUGUAAUGCAUCGAGUAGGAGAGAUUUUAGAAACGUCGAGCAUAAGUCAGUGGAAAUGGGUACCCUCUAAGCAAAAUCCGGCCGAUUUAGCCACGAAGGUUUCUGACAGCUCUGACUACAACUUGUGGUUCACAGGACCAGAGUUCUUAGCAAAAGAGCAAGGGGCAUGGCCGAAUUUUACCGAGAUUGACCCUAAAGACGACGAUUUGAGAGAGAUUCGACACCUUGUUUUACAUAUAGGAAAGCAACCUUUACGUAAUGUAACGUUAAACGUUGAGUAUUUCUCUAAUUGGGAGCGCCUGUACAGAGCCGUGGCAACGUUUUUGCUCUACGUAAAUAUCUUACGCGCAAAAGUGUCGUCAAAAACGCCUGUAUGCAGACUAACUUUCGAUCUAAUCGAACAAGGUCAACAAUUUUUAAUCAAAUACGCACAAAGGGAUUUCACCGAAGAGCUAACAUUCCUUCAGCGAGAAAUAGCUGGCAGUUUGGACACAAGUUCGUGCGUCCUAGCCAUACAAAAUUUCAUAUCUCGUCGCGGUUAUCCCAGGCAGAUAUUUUCCGACAACGGCACUAAUUUUCGAGCGACUGAAAAGAUUAUUUGUGGUAAGCUAAAAGAGAUCAAAUUCCAGGACUUGAUCGUAACCUUUGACCAG